AGUAGAAAUUGGCAAGUGGCAACCCAAAUUAGAUUACAAAUGGCUGAAAAGCUAACUUUGGCGUAUUAUUUGUAAAGUGUUUUCACAUGGUUUAAAAGUGACUUUAUCUGACUGUAUAUAUCGUCAUACCUCUAAUAGACUCAUAUUAGUUGAAGUGCUUAAAAUGAAGAAAGUGCGGGCGAUAAAACAUUGUCUCUGAAGAAGAAAUAGCUGUUGGUUAACCUCAUUCAACCAGAGAAAAAAUGGAGCUUCCACAACCUCCACAAGAUCAAGAUCUUCGCAACAUAAUUGACAAACUCGCUCAGUUUGUCGCCAGAAAUGGUCCGGAGUUCGAGAAGAUGACCAAGAAUAAACAAAAGAACAACCCGAAAUUCAGCUUUCUCUACGGCGGCGAAUUCUUCAACUAUUAUCAAUAUAAAGUGACGACAGAACAAGCAAUUCUAAAGCAAUCGACCGGUGGCCAGCCGGCAUCCGCUCCCGCCGGGGCUUAUAUGGCACAGAACAGGCAAUAUGUAAUGCCCCAACAGGCCGGCGCUUCGGCCGCUCAGCUCGGCCUGGCGGCGUCGAUGGCGGCGGCGCCGGCGCUGCAGCAAUGGCUCGCGGCCAACUCCGCGCCUCCGACCGCCGCUCUCCACUCCCAUGAUACGGACAACAUCACCGCACAAAUCAACAUGCUUAAAGAGCAAAUUACACAGUCUGAGAAUAACCUCAAUGCCCAGCAUACUGUGUUGAUCCAACAACAACAAGCCAAGAUCAACGAGCUGGUGAGCAAGGCUCAAGUGGAGACCAUACAGUUGAUGGCAGAGGAGAAUAAUAUCAGCCUCGCAGAAUUAGAUACCAUUUUGCAACCUAUAAUUGACACAUGCACUAAAGACAGCAUCUCCUCAGGAAAAGGUUGGAUUUUACAACAUGCGACAUCAAAUGACGCCGGCAAAGUAAUAUCGCAGCACCUCCUGAGAAAAGUCACUCAGUCGGGCGCGCCUUUCACACAAAAACUGCACAUCAUAUACCUUGUCAACGACGUCUUACACCAUUGUGCACGCAAAAACGCUGAAGAUCUCAAGAAAAAUUUGGAAAAUGUGGUGGUUCCAAUGUUUUGCAAUGCCAGUAUAGCUGUGACUGAAGAGCAGGAGGCUAAGUUAAACAAGCUGCUCCGGCUCUGGGAGUCCAAGUCCAACUACUUCGAGCCAUCCGUCAUUGACAAAAUGAAGAGUCCCACCAGCUCCUACCAAGAGUACCAGAACAAUUUGAUCGCUCAACACUCAAACGCAAUCGCUCAUUUAACACAACAAACCAAAUCCACAGUUGAAAACUACCAAACACAACAUCAAGCAUUUGUUGCUCAUACAAUGCAGCAAAUACAACAAUUAGAAAUGCAAAAACACGCACUGGAAAUGCAGAAUAAUCACGACGACAAAGAUAAUAUGCCCCACAACAAUAUUCCCAAUUUCCAAAACAACAACUUUAAUGAUCAAGGAUUCUCACAAAUAAGUGGAUAUGAUCAAAAUUUUAAUUCAAACAGUCAGCAGUACGGCAGUGAAAGCGGAGAUAAUUACGCGUCGAACAACAGCAUGAGUGGGAAUGAAAACAGCUUUGACAGUCAAACAUUUGAUCAAAUCACAAAGUCCAAGAAGGAUGUGGUUGAAGAACCAGAUUUAUCAAACCUACCAAAUGUUAACUUCUCACAACCACCACCCGGAUUCGCGCCUAAAGAGAACCCAGCGUUACUAGCAUUCCAGAAUGGUCUUCCAGAUUUAAGUAAACCACCACCUGGAUUCCUGCCAUUUCCAGACAUUAAUAAUGACGAAUUAAUGCCUUCUGUACCAUAUUUUGAAUUACCCGCUGGUUUAAUGGUGCCACUUAUUAUGUUAGAAGACGACAGAUACAAACCCCUGGAUCCGGCGAGAGUGCGACUACCGCCGCCAGCGCCCCCCAACGAUCGGCUACUGGCAGCUGUCGAUGCUUUUUAUGCGUCUCCUAACCAUGAGCGACCAAGAGAUAAUGAGGGUUGGGAGAAGUUGGGUCUCUAUGAAUACUAUAAGGCUAAAAAUGCGGCUCGAAAAAGGAAAGAAGAAGCUAUAGCGCAGGGUUUCAGACAGAAGUCUAAAUCUCCAAGCCCUAUCCCUAAAGAUUUACAGAAGCAACCCACCCCUCCAGGUAGAAGAUAUAGAUCUAGAAGUAAGACACCAGAGAAGCCUUCCCCAGCCCGAUCGCGAUCACGGUCGCCAUCACCAAAAAGAAAAUCCAACAAUUCCUGGAGAAGAGAACGAGAGAGUCGUCGACGAUCUCGAUCCAGGUCAAAGUCAAGAUCACGCAGCAAAUCCAGGGAACGAGAAAGGCACAGGGACUCUCCGAAGUCCCGGCGUGUUGAACGUUCAAGAUCACCCACACCGCCGAGCUUUUUAGGUUCGUCGUAUCCCAGCACAUCAAGCGGUCUGGACGCUACCAAUAAGGGCCACCAGCUGCUACAGAAGAUGGGGUGGAGUGCGGGAGGACUGGGAGCUUCGGGGCAAGGCAUUGCGGAGCCAAUCAGCGGCGGCAUUGUUCGCGAUAAACAAGAUCAGUAUAAAGGUGUUGGCGUGAACCUCAACGACCCAUAUGAAAAUUUCAGAAAGAACAAAGGUGCAGCAUUUAUUACGAGGAUGAAGGAGAGAGCACUGGAGCGUUCAUCAUGAUCGCUACAGUUUUGAGACUUAUGUAAAUGUGUACAAUUGAGAAUGAGUGGUUGAAACAUGAUUUAUUUUAUCUAAAUCAUAAUUAAAAUAAAGUUAUUACAA
Manduca sexta (tobacco hornworm) is the source of this 2777-nucleotide messenger RNA. RefSeq names its product calcium homeostasis endoplasmic reticulum protein (gene scaf6). Bases 243 to 2675 code for a protein of 810 amino acids. The transcript has 14 exons. The record is from RefSeq and is a predicted model, not a curated record. Gene Ontology annotation, molecular function: RNA binding. Lineage: Eukaryota; Metazoa; Arthropoda; Insecta; Lepidoptera; Sphingidae. Gene Ontology annotation, cellular component: perinuclear region of cytoplasm. Gene Ontology annotation, biological process: intracellular calcium ion homeostasis; RNA processing.